UGGAGCGGGGCUCGCGCCGCCCCCCAGCUCCGCGCCGGCCGCCAUGGGGUCCGCGCCGCUGCCGCCGCCGCUCCCGCGGGCCGCCGCGCUGCUGCUGGCGGCCGCGCUGCUGCUGGCGGCCCCGGCGCGGCUCCGCGCCGCUCCCGAGGAAGAGCCCGGCAGGAAGAAGGAGCCGCCGCCGCCGCCGGCGGCGCAGGGAGCGGAGCCGCGGGCUGAGAAAGGCUCCUCCCUAGUUGCUCCAGUCCACAUUGUCAGUGAAGAGUCAGCUGACAAGACUAACCUGGGCUUUAUUCAUGCCUUUGUGGCUGCUAUAUCGGUCAUCAUCGUGUCGGAGCUGGGGGACAAGACCUUCUUCAUCGCGGCCAUCAUGGCCAUGCGCUACAACCGCCUGACGGUGCUGGCUGGGGCCAUGCUCGCCCUGGGGCUGAUGACGUGUUUGUCCGUUCUGUUUGGCUAUGCCACCACAGUUAUUCCUCGUGUGUACACAUACUAUGUGUCAACAGCACUGUUUGCAAUCUUUGGCAUCCGAAUGCUUCGGGAAGGCUUGAAAAUGAGUCCAGAUGAGGGGCAGGAAGAGCUGGAGGAAGUUCAAGCAGAAAUUAAAAAAAAAGAUGAGGAACUUCAGAGAACUAAACUGUUAAAUGGACCAGGAGAUGUGGAAUCUGGGCCAGGCACCACUAUACCUCAGAAGAAGUGGCUACACUUUAUUUCACCAAUCUUUGUUCAAGCUUUUACGUUAACAUUUUUAGCAGAAUGGGGCGAUCGUUCCCAAUUAACAACCAUAGUCUUGGCUGCCAGAGAGGACCCCUAUGGUGUGGCAGUAGGAGGAACAGUGGGACAUUGCCUAUGCACUGGUUUAGCAGUUAUUGGAGGAAGAAUGAUAGCACAAAAAAUUUCUGUUAGGACUGUGACAAUCAUAGGAGGAAUUGUCUUCUUAGCAUUUGCAUUUUCUGCACUAUUUAUAAGUCCAGACUCUGGUUUUUAAAAUUUUUCAGUGCUGUAAAAGAACAAGGAUUGGAAGCAUCAAGCAGUUAUCCUUGUGCAUUUUUGUAUAUAAUGUACAGAAUUAGUAGUUAAACAAGUGCUGGAGAUGAGACACUGAACUUUUUAUAGCAGAUGAUUCAUGGGACUGAUGCAUUUAUGGACAGCUUCUGCAGUGGAGAUCUGCUUAUUGUCUGGCUUGUUUGUGCUGUGGUGCCUGCUCCCAUGGUGGGAUUUGAGUGGUUUUCUCACUUGCUGGACCUGGCUCAGCUGAGUUCAAGGAUCUACUCUCCGAAGUAUUGAGAAUUCCUCUUUUCUUCCUCUGAUACACACAACCACAUUUCUGUUUUUUCAAGAGCUGAUUCUUCAGGCCUCUUGAAGCAGACUGUGUUAAGGAGAAAACUGCUGGCUCCCACCUCCAAAGAUGGUUCCAUGGUGCACCUGAGGCUGGAUAAUAUAAGCAACAAGAAACCUGGGAGCAGUCCCUAUGCCAUCCAGUGGCUGAGCCAAGCAAGAGAAUGUUAUAAACUUAAUUUAGAGGGAAAACUUCUUAAUCAGGGAUUUUUAUCAGGAAACUAAUGUGGGGUGAUUAACAGCCUACUGUGUUCAAUAUGCAAUCUGGCUGGAGCUAGUAUUACCUGACCUUUUUUUUUUUUUUUUUUUUUUUAAUAUUAAGGUAUACAGAAAGUAAUGAAGUGGUCCAACUUAACCAUGUUCUAUUCCCAGGACUGAGCAGUAAUGAAAUUCUUAGGUUUAGAUGUAUUCCUGAUUUUUCUUUUUAGGAAUAGAAAUGUAAUCUGGAAGAGUAUUAAUAAAACAUAGUGUCUCCAUUUGUGUUAUUUUCAGUUUGUUUUUGAUGGUUGUUAUGUUUGUUUGUUUUUGUGUUCUUUUGAACCAAACUUCAUAGCCAAAACCUGUACCCUCUUCUUUCCCACAGUCUGAGGACCCACACUGUCCAUGAUGAGUUUCAGCUCCUGUAGGGAGUGCAUUUGUAGCAGAGGUCAUGUGAAAACAGGGCAGGAACAGGGAUCUGCAGGGAGGAGCCUAAACUUCUAACUGUUCAUGGGACAACUGCUCCUGUUAAUCAGAAGUGGUGCUGCUGACAUUCAUACAGAUCCAUCCCAGGCAGGGUAACUGUGGUGCCACCUGAUUUUUCUUCUUAGGAGUAGAAAUGUAAUCGGGAGGAGGCACAGAAUUUUUUUCUCAAAAUCCAGAAAGCCAACCCAGUUUGCCAUGCUGUAAUUGUAGAAGAUUCCCAAAGUUUGUCUGCUGCUUAAUGCUAUUUUUGAUACAAAAAGUUAGGAUCACAGGAUCAACAGAAGGAAGCUCUUCAAGAGUUGUUUGUAGAGGUGAGUGUUAAGAUGCAGAACAACUCUCUGCAGCUUCCACAUCUAUAUUUUACUAUUACAAACUUACAGAGAUACCAAAUGCUGCUUUUGCCCAGUCAUAGCAAUGCAUUUGGCUGCUCCUAAAGACCAGCUAGGCAGGUUGGUUUGAAUAGUGCUGUUGAAGCAGCUUUUUGAUUUUUUUUUUAAGCACAAACAUUGACUUGUUGGAAGUUAGCAUGAAAUUACAUAGUUCAUGAAAUUUUAGUAAAAGCUUUGAAAGGUGCUUUAGUAGUUGCUACUAGUUAGUGAUUGUUGUUGAGUGCCUGUUGGAGUUCAUGGUUGAUGGGAUUUUUUAUCAGACUUGUUGUCAUUGUAGCACAUUGCCAGUGGAGAGGGAUGUGCUGCUGUUCUGUCUGAGAAUACCUGGAUACUUGAGACACAGGCAAUAUAGAGUGUAUGAACAUUUGUAUAUAAGGUAACCAGCUGAAGCCUUGAUUGCCACAAUCCUGUGCACUUCCUUGUUCUUUUGUAGCUAGAGAAUGUGAAAUGCAGUGAAUGAGAGCCCAAGUGUUGAAGGGAAGGCCAUGCAAACCAUUGUGUCUGCAACAUGGGAAAUGGGCAGCUGUCACCACAGGUCACCAUCCAUCCUGCAGCUCUCCCUGCUGGGGUGAGAUGCAGCUGAUUUCAGCUGCUGCCAAAGAACCCUGAAAGCAGAGUCUAAAGCAGGAAUUUACAGCUCUGACUGCACAAAGCAGAGGUUUGCAAGUGCACACUGCCAGCAAUUCCUCACUUCCAGGCAACAGAAGUAAAAUGGAGAUGACAGUCAGUUCUACUGGGAUGGAAAAUUCUUACAUCAGCUUGUGAUUGUUAUUUUCAAAGAUGCCUAUUCCCAAUCCUUGGGUAGAGCCUGUCAUUACUCUGUAUGUGGCAAAGCACAGUAAGCCAAGGCUGAGGCAAACUAAUCUUCCAUCCUGCCAGGACAAAGUUUUUCAAAGGAAACCUGUUGAAGUACAGGACCAGGUCACCAGCAAGCCUGAUCUUCCUAGGGCAGUGCCAGCAGGUGUGUGUGUGCUGGGCUGGUGCCUGGGCUUGCUGUUGUGAGACCUAUGAGUCAGACACCAAGUCUGAAAACCUGGAAGUGAGAGAGGGGCUGUGUUCCCUGCUGCCAUGCAGGCUGUCCCUCACCUCAGCCACCCAGCUCAGGCUGGCUCUGGAAUGCUGCCACCAGAUUCACAUGAACAGCUUUGUUUCUAGAAAGAGCUUGGUAGCUCAGUGUACUUCCAUGUUUGUCCCAGAUACUGUGUAUUUAAAAAACAAAAUCAGAUCUAGAAGCAAGAGGAUCAGACUGUUCCAUCCUAAUAUAAUCUGAGUUAUCCUCUCUUUCCAGAGCCAUGGAAAUAAUGAUGUAAUGGCACUUGCUGUACUGACAUGGCAUUUUUCUAGAGAUGGCCUUGUAUGGCCCCUGAAGUCAGCACUCUUGGCAAGUUACAGCUGCAGGCUUCUGCUAAUGGAGAUGCAGGGUCCAUUUCUGUAGCUUUUCCCACUAACCUGGGCACGUAGGAUAGCUGUGCUUUUCUUGGGCAUUACUUCCAUUACUUCCCAGGGGAGAAUGCAUUUGCCACGGUCUGACAGUGAUAACCGUGCCACAAAGAAUGCCAGUAAGCCUCUUGCUCUUGUAUGUUACUCCCAAAAAGCUGAAAUCUGGAAUUUAUAUCACUAAUGCCAGAGAGUCAGAAGUGCAUCUAACCUUUGGAUAACUAAUCUUUACAAGUACUUAACAGCUUCAUUCUCAUAUAAACAUGAGUUUUGCUUUCAAGCUUGCAUGGCAGCAAAAUGCCAUUUAACACAAUUGCUUCAGGUGUGGCAGCAGUUGUAAUUACCACUCUUCUUCAUGAUAAGUUUAUGGAAAAAUAUACUGCUAUUUCCAAAGUUCAAUUGUAAGAAAACUGACAGUCUUGCUUACUCCAUGCUUUCAGUCUUAUGGGUGGUGACAGUUCUUAAUUACAGCUACAGCACUUCUGCAGCUGAUUGUUUCACUCCUGGGCCACAGGGGCCUCAUGGCAUAUAGAAGUAAUAUACAACUUAGACAAGUAUUAAAUUCUCAAAGGCAAGAGAUCAGUAUCCUCCUCUGGGCAUCCAGUGUGAUAUUACAGAAAAAAAAAAGUACUUCAGACUGUAAAAAUGGCUAAGUGUAUUUAUCGUUUUCUCCAGGCAUUCAGUUUCAAUUACACAAUUUUCUUCCCACCCUCCUUUCCCUGAACAUUUAAUUCAUUUGGAAUUAUUAAUGUUUACACUUUGAUCAGUGAAAAGAGGGUCAGACCACCCUGACAGGUUACAUAUUAUCACGCAGCUCUUCCAGGCAGGAGCUACAAGCUCUCAACAAGUUGUGCUUGCAGCUAAAUGCAAGUCUCUGCUUCCUUGCUCAGUGGCACAGCCAGUAUUUCAGACCAUCUCUACUCCUUCAAAAAUACUAUUCUUUGACAUUUCACCAGCAGAAGAAAUACCCAGGGAGGGGAGUGGCACCAGUUUGAAGAGAGGGGUGUUUUUCCAUGACAAAAAGCGAGGAAGGGCUCUGCCCAUCCAAACCUGCUGCAGUGCUGCUCCAUCCUUUGCCAAGAACAGGGACUGCAGACAUGAAGGUACGAAAGCAGUUUUAAAUUGUGCACACUCAAUCUGCUGUGUGAGUAAAUUCCAAGGCAGUAAUGUAAAUACACAAAUCAGAGGUCUCUAGCCUUUAGAGUGGGGCAUCAGUUUAUAAAGAGAUACAGAGAGAAGACAAGGAAAAAAUACAGUAUGCAUUUUUACUGAAAUCUCACAAGUCAUUUGUCUGGGUAGGGGAGAGAAGAGAAAAGUGACAUCAAGCAACUUCUCACAAGUCAGUUCUGUGGGUGGGGGAGAGAGAGUGCCUUUGGUACAGUCGUGGGAAGGGUAAGAGCGCUUCACUGUGAAACUUGGAUAAAACUGACAUCAAGCAACUCAGAAAAAAACUUCUAGAACCUUAGAAGCUACAGAAAACAAAAUUUUAAACGAGUUACAUUUAUUCAGUUAAAAAAUUGACAGUUAGUAAUGGUCACAUGAACACCAGGGAACUGUAUCUACAUUUCCUGACGUCAAUAUGAACGGCACUAGGGUUUUUGUUUGUUUUCUUUUACGUAUAUAAAUCUAAUGCCAGUUAAAAAAAUACAAAACAAAACUGAAACCCAAGACACUGUGAAAUCAACACUGCUUAAAAACUCAAAAUUCAAUCUGAUAUAUUUGAAAAUAAAUAUUUUUUACCUUUCUUGUUAGAAAAAGACAACUCACCAACUGCUUUCAAAGCAGUUACAUCUUUAAGACCAUUCCCAAAAGUGUUUCAUAAAUAAUUACCCAUUGAUUGAUUGUCUAUUAAUGCAGCAUCUCUCAGUCAUAGCUGGGGUCUCUGUUAUUAGGCCAUAAAGUAUUUUUUUCAGACACAGUGUUUUGUUCCCCCCCCUUCCUUUUUAUUUUAGAUACACUUUCUUUGAAUAUAGCAUAUCAUGCUGGCAAAAUUCAUGCAGAUGGCAUAGCAUGAAGUAUCACAGAGUUUAAAAUCACCUGUUUAAAAUAGACAAAAAAAGAAAAAGACAAGGAAUGUAGUGUUAAAAAUCAUGGUAGUGAAAAAGCAACUACCCAGUCUCAUAGACGACCAAGACGAUUUCAAAUAUUCUCUCACAGUUGUCUCAUCUACUCUGAUUUGUUUAAAUAUGUCUUUUUUAAUCCAAAUUCAUUUCAUUCUCUUCAAUUUUUUUUCCACCAGGGAUAAGUAAAAAAAUAAAAGGUUAAUUAUUAAAACUAGUCUCUUUUCCCUUUUAAUCAAAAUAACCAUUUUCCAGCCCUCUGACUGUACAUCUAAUUUCAAUAGUUAUUUCAAAUAGAGAAGCUUAUGAAUCUGACACGUUUGACAUCUCCUGAUGCCUUGACAUUUAAAACACUCAUAACAAUACCUGGGUUAAAUCUCUGAAAAUAUAAAUGAUUUUUGAAUCAACUUUAACAUUUGAAAAAGGCCACAUCUUUAAACCUUCAGAAUAUUUUCACAAAAUUUAUAAUCCUAAGGGACACUUAGAAUUUUUGAGCAGGCAAAUGAGCCUCCAGAUGAUUCUCUCUCAUAGGCAACUGUGCAACUUAAAAAGCCUCCUUCCAAGGAAGCCCUCAUCACUAAUCUCUUCCCCUGGCCAUAUAAAACACAAAGGCAACCGGUUUUAGAAGCCUUUUUAAUCCUGCACUUUAAACCUCAAAGGAUCACCAUAAUAAAGAAACAUUUUCCAGAAAUGUCUCUCUUGACAGUUUUAUGUGUUAUUCCUUGAUGUGCCCCCUUUUUAACAGUUUCACCGACUAAAGAAAUAAACUGUUUUUCAAAUAGUCUUUUCAGUAAAGUGCUUGUUAUUACUCAAAAAAAAAAACCAAAAAAAAAACCAAAAAGAGAAA
This is a messenger RNA of Oenanthe melanoleuca, 6752 nucleotides long. RefSeq names its product transmembrane protein 165 (gene TMEM165). Gene Ontology annotation, molecular function: calcium ion transmembrane transporter activity; manganese ion transmembrane transporter activity. The record is from RefSeq and is a predicted model, not a curated record. NCBI's taxonomy places the organism in Eukaryota, Metazoa, Chordata, Aves, Passeriformes, Muscicapidae. Bases 44 to 985 code for a protein of 313 amino acids. Gene Ontology annotation, cellular component: Golgi apparatus. Gene Ontology annotation, biological process: Golgi calcium ion homeostasis; manganese ion transmembrane transport; Golgi calcium ion transport. The transcript has 6 exons.